AUGUGCGAUGAAAAACAAAAUUGUGAUCAAGUUAAAGAUGAUCAAUCGGAUACCAGAUUAUCAUUGUUGGAUCUUCCAAUCGAGAUAUUUCUCCACAUCUGCUCCUUCCUAGAUGCAUCUACCUUAGUACGUGGCUUGAGCUUAGUGUGUAAACAAUUUCAUGAGAUUUUAAAUGAUGGUUCACUAUGGAAAGUCAGAAUUAGCCACAUGUAUCCACAUACAGAUUUUCCAAUUUUGCCUCCUGCUGAUGAUGAUGAACUGUUUUGGAAGUUAUCAUGCGUUGCAUUAGAAAAACAAGCUUCAUUGUGGAGGAAAGAUGAUUCUAUGGAGAAAGUGUCACUUUACAAUGCACAAUACAGUACCAUUGAUGGUCUACUAUUAAUGCAGGAUGGAAAUGUUUGUAUAUCUGGAGCAAGAGACAGGACAUUAGUAUGCUGGAAGCUUCCCACGAAAGACAAUGAAAAAGAGAAUGUUACACGUAUAAAUAAUGCUCAUAAUGGAUGGAUCUGGGACUUAACAUCUAUAGAUGAUACAGUUUACAGUUGCAGCUGGGAUCAAACUGUUAAAGCAUGGGGACUUACCGACUGUGGUCUUGUUCACAUCAGAACUUACGAGAAAUUCGUUCCCGGUUCUCUGUUAUGUAUCACGUCAUAUCUUAAUUUACCCCUGUUUGCUACGGGAUCGUUUUGUAGAACUGUAUCGGUAUUUGAUACAAGAUUAAAUUCCAAUCUUAUUGCAAAAUACGUGCCGCAUAGAAGAGCUGUUAUUAAACUGGCCAUGAACUCGGAGUUUAUUCUAUCUGCUAGCGAAGACGGAACAGUGUCCAUAUGGGAUCAGAGAGCAGGAAAGAUUAUGAAAAAUGUUACUAUUUCACAAGAAUCAUUCCCCCAGAGUAUAUGUAUGCAGAGAGAUAUAGUGUAUGUAGGAGAUAAUGGUGCAAAGUUACACAUAUUAGAUCCAAAACAAGAUUUUGAAGUAGUUAAAUGUUUCUCUACUAAACAUAAAAAAGGUAUAAAUGGUAUACGUGUUGCACCAGGAUGUUUGAUCACAAGUUCCACAGACGAGACAGUUAGAAUAUCCAGUCCUACAGAUCCUCCACAACUCCUUGACACCUUGGAAUCUAGUUAUGGCGAAAUAGCUGGUAUCGACUAUUCGAACAAUGUUUUGGCUUAUUCUGGUACAGAUGGGAUCGAAAUUUGGAGACCGAAGUGA
Messenger RNA from Dufourea novaeangliae, 1212 nucleotides. Its product is annotated as F-box/WD repeat-containing protein 9-like. Gene Ontology annotation, molecular function: protein binding. Bases 1 to 1212 code for a protein of 403 amino acids. The record is from RefSeq and is a predicted model, not a curated record. NCBI's taxonomy places the organism in Eukaryota, Metazoa, Arthropoda, Insecta, Hymenoptera, Halictidae. The transcript is spliced from 7 exons.